AUGGCGUCUAGCGCUUUCGAAACGUACUGGAAGGUCCUGACUGACAACUUCACAGACUUCCAGCUGGCGACCAUUGGAAGUUUUCUGAUCCAUGAAAGCACGCUUCCCCUCCCGCACUGGAGUACCAUCGUUACCCAGAUCGUGAGCUAUUUCUUUAUCGAGGAUUUCGUGUUUUACUGGGGUCACCGUGCGCUGCACUCGAAAUGGCUGUACCAGAACGUCCACUGCGUCCACCAUGAAUACGCGACGCCGUUCGGGUUGACAUCGGAGUACGCGCAUCCCGCAGAAAUCCUCUUCCUAGGGUUCGCCACCAUUCUCGGCCCCGCCCUCACGGGUCCGCAUCUGCUCACCCUCUGGCUCUGGAUGAGCCUGCGAGUCCUCGAAACCGUUGAAGCACACAGCGGAUUCGAGUUCCCCUGGAGUCCGUCCCGCUUCAUUCCCCUCUACGGCGGGGCGGAGUACCACGACUAUCAUCACCGCUGCGUGUACACAGACUCCGGCAACUAUUCGUCCACGUUCAUCUACAUGGACUGGAUCUUUGGAACGGACAAGAACUACAGGAGAAUGAAGGCUUUGAAGGCAGGCAGUGCCAAGGACGAGGCUCCUACUACCAAUGGCACGAAGAAGGACUCUUAG
Messenger RNA from Closterium sp. NIES-65, 636 nucleotides. Lineage: Eukaryota; Viridiplantae; Streptophyta; Zygnematophyceae; Desmidiales; Closteriaceae. The record is from the annotation of a GenBank genome assembly.